This is a messenger RNA of Spirodela intermedia, 1002 nucleotides long. NCBI's taxonomy places the organism in Eukaryota, Viridiplantae, Streptophyta, Magnoliopsida, Alismatales, Araceae. The record is from the annotation of a GenBank genome assembly.
AUGGAGUUUCAGGAGGAGGAGAUGAGGAGAUCAUCGGCGGAGCCGCUGGCAGCGGCGGCGGAGGACCAGAUGCCAGCGGAGAUCGACUGGGAGAUGCUGGACAAGUCCAGGUUUUUUCUCCUCGGGGCGGCCUUCUUCUCCGGCGUGUCGGCGGCGCUGCACCCCAUCGUUGUGCUCAAGACACGCCUCCAGAUAUCUCGCUCCGCCGUCUCCUGUCUCCGGGCGGCAUCCUCCAUCCUCCAGCAGGAAGGUCCCCUGGCCUUCUACCGCGGCCUCGCCACCUCACUCACCGGGACCAUCCCCGCCAGGGCGGUCUACAUGGCGGCGCUGGAGGUCACCAAGAGCGGCGUCGGCGGCGCCGCCGCUCGCCUCGGGGUCUCCGACUCCGCCGCCGCCACCGUCGCCAACGCCGCCGCGGGGCUCAGCGCCGCCACCGCCGCGCAGGUCGUCUGGACCCCCAUCGACGUCGUGAGCCAGCGGCUGAUGGCGCAGAGCGCAGGAGGAAUAGGAGCUUCUUAUCAUGGAGGGAUCGACGCUACCAGGAAGAUCCUCAUGGCGGAGGGGAUGAGAGGGCUCUACAGAGGAUUCGGGGUCUCCAUUUUGACCUAUGCGCCGUCGAACGCCGUCUGGUGGGCUUCCUACUCCUUGUCGCAGAGGAUCAUCUGGGGAGGAAUCGGUGGGGGCGGCGAGAGAUGGGUGACGGCGGUGCAGGCGGCGAGCGCGGCGGUGGCGGGGGGAGCGGCGGCCGUGGCCACCAUGCCGCUGGACACCAUCAAGACGAGGAUGCAGGUGCUCGGCUCGGCGGCGGAGGGCGGCGGUGGGAAGGUUGCGCCGGUGACGGUGGCCAGGACGGUGGAAGCGCUGCUCCGGGAAGGCGGGUGGGCUGCGUGCUACAGAGGGCUCGGCCCCCGGUGGGCGUCCAUGUCCAUGUCCGCCAUCACCAUGAUCACCACCUACGAGCUCGUUAAGCGCCUCUCCGCCAAGUCUCCUAGUACCCACUGA